Molecule: messenger RNA, 3627 nt
Organism: Caenorhabditis bovis
Lineage: Eukaryota; Metazoa; Nematoda; Chromadorea; Rhabditida; Rhabditidae
Source: the annotation of a GenBank genome assembly
AUGCCUGUCAAACUGCCGGAGAUUGAGAGUUUUUCACAAUUUUUCCAAGGGCGCCAUAAAUUUGCCGAACUUCUGCCGCCGUCGAUCGAGGAGAUUUACGCGUGGUCGAGUUCGUUGGAACUGUCGUCGAACAAUUUGCCGCUGCCGUUUAUCUCGAAUAAUGAUGAGGUCGUUUGGUCGUACAUCAAGCAUCAGCAAAAACAGUUGGAUGCGUUUGGCAGAAAAUUCAAGGGCGCUCUUGAUGACCUAGUUGGAAAGGAGCAUAUCAAAAUCUCCGAAAAAUCCGACACAAACGACAAUGACGAUUUUGACGAGGAAGAUGUUGAAGAUGAGGAAAUGAGCGAGAUCGAGGAUGAAGAUGGGGAAGACGAGGAAAAUGUUGAUUUAUUCAAUUUGAAAGAAGAAGACUUGAAGGACUUGGAUCGGGAGCUGGAGGAGAUGGAGAAUGAUGAUGAUAAUGACGACGAGGAGCAAUCUGCGUCGUCUUCGAAGAAUCCGAAGAAAUAUCCGAAAAGUGUUGUUGAUGAUGAAUUCUUCAAUCUUGCUGAAAUGAAUGAUUUCAUUUUGAAAUCUGAACGCGGUGGAGGAUCUGAAGGGCCGAAUUUGAUGUUCGACGAGGAAGAUAAAUGGGAUGGCAAGACAACGUAUACUUAUGAAGAUUUCUUCGGAUCGCGAGAAGAUGUUGACGAUAAGAGCGAGGAAAAGUCGAGGAAAAAGCGAAAAGCCGUCGAGAGUGAUGAUGGAAAACAAAAGAAGAGGGUUCGAUUUGCCAUGGAUCAUGAGAAUGAAGAGGAUAGCGAUGAAGAGUUGGAUGACGAAGAAGAUGAGGAUAUUUCGGAUAAGCCAGUUCUUCUUGGUGCUGAGUUGGAACCGGAGCAAGAGCAGUCUGCAUUCGCUCAAAGGCAGAAAAAGCUGAAAGAGAGGAUCAAGAAGCUUGAAGAAGAAAAUCUUGCACCUCGCUCAUGGGAGCUUAGCGGAGAAGUUGCUGCGGAUCAACGAGAAUCGAAUACUCUUCUCGAGCAUCACGUCGAUUUUGAUCAUGGCGCAAAACGAGCUCCAGAAGUCACCGAAGAGUUCACCGAUAAGCUCGAAGAGCUCAUCAAGCAGCGCAUUCGCGACAAAGCGUUUGAUGAUGUUGUGAGAGUGAAGAAGAUUGAAGAGAAAGGGCCACGGUUUGAGACGCAGGCUCUUGAAGAUAUUCACAAUCAGAAGACGUCGCUUGCCGAAGUUUAUGAGAAGGAAUACCAGAAGAGCACGGGGGCCGACACUGGAGAAAAGAAUGUGGUGAAUGAAGCACAUGAGACAAUUAAGACGAAGAUGAAUGAUUUAUUCAGACUUAUUGACUCACUUACUCACUUCGAGUACAAACCAUUGGAGGCUCGCGAAGAGAUCAAAGUUGUUAAUAAUAUGGCUUCUCUUAAAGUUGAAGAAGUCGGCGCAAUGGCUUCAUCGGAAGCUCAACUCAUUGCUCCUGAAGAGGUGGCGAAGCGAGUUAAAGGAACGAUCAAGGCCGAUGAGGAGAAAGACAAGACGGACAAAUUGAGGGAACGACGAAAGAAGAAGGCGAAACAACGUGCUCUUCUUGAGAAAUUCGGAGAGGAGAAGACGUUCGGCGAGCAGAAGGCGCUGAAAUUGAAGAAAAAAAUGGCGAAGGAAAAAGAUAGUGGAAAAUCGGAAAAGGUAAAGAGCAGCAAUUUCUUCGCAAAACUGCAGGAGACGAUGGAGAAUGAGAAGAAAUCGGGCGGAAAAACGAAAAAGAAGGCUCGAUUGCAUCAACAGUUGAACGACCUCCAGCAGCAAUUUCGCACGGGGCAAAUCAGCCGCCAUGAGAUGGCUGUGCGUUAUCCGCAGCUGAAUAAUCAGGUUCAACAGUACAUGCACAUGCAAGCAGAAGCUGCGCGGAACGGGAUGAUGCAGCCGAAAACUGCGAAAGAGAAAAAGUUGACGUCGACAGAUAUUCGUCGGAACGCAGCAGCGGCUGCCCGCGAGAUGGAGAUGUUGAAGAAUCACAACAUGUCGACAUCGAUGCCAUAUCCGCAAGGUCAAACUCCGGCGUCAACUCAACAUGGAAUUCAACAACGGAUGCCAAUGAAUAAUGCUUAUCCCGGAAUGGGACAACCCUAUCGACAAAUGGGGGCCUCGUACGGCAACAUUGGGCAGCCUCCUCAACAAAUUGGCGUUGGGAUGAUGCACAAUCAGCAGAUGAUGCCUCAAUAUGGAGCCGCGUCGGUGGCACCUUCAAUGCAUCAGAUUAUGCAGCAACAACAUCAACAGCAACAACAUCAACAGCAACAACAUCAACAGCAGCAGCAGCAGCAGCAGUACAUGAUGAAUCGAAUGCAGCCGACACCGCAGCCGAAUAUGCACUACCCGCAACCGUCGCCGCAAUUUCAUCAGCCCCCUUCUGUGGAUAUAAUGGCUCGUGGCCCGCAAUCGAUUUGCCAACCUUUCAGCAAUCAAGGUCCGGGAAGCAAUCAGCCGGAUAGCUCCGAGAAAACUCCGGAAUAUAUGGAGCUGCUGAAUGAGUACAAAAAGAAUUUUCUCGAGCGACUCACGCGGAUAGAGGAAAGAUGCGAGCGGGAUCGAUGCGCGAGACCGAAGGGCUUUCAGCAACUCAUGGAUGUACUGGCGGAACGAAGAGUGAUCACUUAUGAUCAUCUUGUUCGACUGAAAAGUGGUUUGGUGCUACUGAUUGCUCAUGAUUGUGUUACUUGGCCGCUCAUGGAAGACUUGAGAAAAUUGAUGCUCACGCGCGAGCAGCGCGCAAAAGACAAUGAGGAACUCGAGAAACGAUUCGAGGACUGUGGCAAGGGCACCGAAGGACCGCCGGAUUUAUUCGUUGCUGAAAGUGAUGUUUCAAUCGGCCACUUUCGGAAUCUUGACGAUGGCAUCGAAGUAAUGCGAGCAUGGGUUGAGCGCGAAGAGCAGGAAUGUAUGAAUGUUGGAGAUCCGUGGAAGAAAGUUCGGCAUUUGUCGAUUAAAGUGCCGGAGAGAGUUCGUCGAGCGAUCGCUGAAGGCGUCAACGCGCGAUCAACGUCAUCAUCGCCGAUUCGAAAACGCAAGUCGGGUGAGCCGAGUGAAGUGCCGGCGAAGCGACAAUGCGCUGGUGCCGAGAAGAAUUUCAUGUUUUUGAUUGGUUGCACGAUUGACCCGCAAAAGAAAUGGAAUAUGCCGAGAUCUGCUAUGAAAGAAUUGGACAACAUUCCGAAUUGGACGGCGGAACCGUCUGGAUCUCCGAUCUGCAAAGAGGCUUCACAUGCUAUUAUUGCGAUAUAUUCCUCGCAGAUCAUGUGUCCUCCUAUUCGAAUUGCGGUGCCGUCAAAUUACCCGGAAAAGCCGGCAUAUGUGCUUCAUGAUGAUAAUUUCGCGGGAAAAUCAACGCAAACUAAUGUGAUAAUGGAGCAGUUGUUUGAAAAAUGGGCGUCACUCCGAACGUCGGCGCAAUCGAUAACGGAGAUCUACGAGGCGUUCGAGGCAGCGUGUAAAGAAUAUAUGUGUCUCCAGCAAACAGCGGCUGCGUCGCGACACUUUAGUUCGCGAUUCUCGGCUAGUGGCGAUCUCGCGCAAGCCACGGCGAGCUCAGCGGUCGAAACUUCAAAAAUUGCCCAUAAAGGAAUGGUCGCGUGA